Molecule: messenger RNA, 477 nt
Organism: Talaromyces amestolkiae
Lineage: Eukaryota; Fungi; Ascomycota; Eurotiomycetes; Eurotiales; Trichocomaceae
Exons: 2
Coding region: 1-477 (158 amino acids)
Source: RefSeq, a predicted model, not a curated record
AUGUCUAUCUUGCAAUGGAGUCGCAUUAUCGCCGCAAAGUUCACAUCCGACAAGCCUGAGAACGUCGAGAUUCGAAACAAAAUUCAUGACAUCAAAGCACUUGUACGAAACAACAGCGCAAGCACGCAACUAUACCCAGGCGUUAAUGUCAAGUCCAACAAGGAUGCAGCAGGGUACGAGUUCCUGGACGAUUAUGAUCAACAAGGCAAGAAACCUAGACGUGGUACUCUGUUCGUAACGGACAAGUACAAGAAAGGGGAUUGUUAUAAUGUCCACCUGUUUGACUACCCGCCGUCCACUCACGUUACCUGUCAGGCGAUUGGACGGGUGCGUCGGUUCGGGCAGCUCUACCCCUUUCAGGUCUUCUACUACCGCUUGCUCAACUCAUUCCAUUUCGAGUUGUGCCUGCGUGGCAUGUUAGUCCCUCAGAAGCUACUGAGAUCAAUACCAGGAGCGCGGACAAAUAUAAUCAAUUAG